This is a messenger RNA of Penicillium bovifimosum, 1098 nucleotides long. RefSeq lists its product as uncharacterized. Gene Ontology annotation, molecular function: protein serine/threonine kinase activity; ATP binding. Gene Ontology annotation, cellular component: nucleus; cytoplasm. The transcript has 9 exons. The coding region runs from base 1 to 1098 and encodes 365 amino acids. Lineage: Eukaryota; Fungi; Ascomycota; Eurotiomycetes; Eurotiales; Aspergillaceae. The record is from RefSeq and is a predicted model, not a curated record. Gene Ontology annotation, biological process: protein phosphorylation; stress-activated MAPK cascade; osmosensory signaling pathway.
AUGGUGCAUUUUGUGAGAAGUGAUGUUUUGGGCGGGAAAUUUGAAACCCCAAACCGAUAUUCGGCACCAGAGACGUUGAAGAUCGGGGUUUCGGGCAUUGUUUGCUCUUCAUGGGAUCAAAUAGGCCAGCAAUAUGUUGCGGUGAAAAAGAUCAUCCAGCCGUUCAAUACGCCCGCAACUGCGCAGCAUAUUUACAGAGAGAUCAAAUUGUUGAGGCAUCUGAAACAUGAGAAUGUCAUCCGUCCGCUUGAUAUUUUCAUCUCACCUAGAGAAGACAUCUAUCUCGUCACGGAACUCAUGCAGACUGAUUUGCGAGAACUUUUGGACUCGAAAUCUCUUAGCCAUGAAUUCGUCCAAUUCUUUCUAUAUCAGCUAAUGAGGGGAUUGAAAUACAUUCAUUCAGCGGGUGUGGUUCACCGCGAUCUUGAACCCAAAAAUAUUCUCAUUAAUGAGAACUGCGACCUCAAGAUCUGUGACUUUGGACUGGCACGAGUCCGGGAACCGCAAAUGACAGGCUACCUUUCGACCAUAUCAAGUAGACUUUACCGGGCUCCGGAAAUCAUGUUGUUAUGCCAGACCUACGGCGAAAAGGUCGACAUUUGGAGCGCAGGGUGUAUAUUCGCCGAAAUGCUGCUGGGAAAACCUCUCUUUCCAGGAAAGGACAGCUUCGAGCAGUUCAGCGCCAUCACAAAGCUGCUCGGGACGCCCUCCGAGGAGACCUUGGUCAAAAUGACUUCACAGAGUACUCGGGGCGUUCUUGAUACACUCCCCCAGCAUGAUGGCUUGGGAUUGUCCAGCACAUUCCCAAACAUUGAUCCAAGUGCUCUUCAACUCCUCGAGAAAAUGCUGGUUUUCGAUCCUGAUCAUCGAAUCUCUGCAGCUGAGGCUCUUACUUCACCGUAUCUGGCCUCAUAUCAUGAUCCGACAGAUGAGCCCGUUGCGGAAGAGCAAUUCGAUUGGACGUUGAAUGGGUCUUUCUGUUCUGAUGAUGUAUGGAAGCAGAAACUGUAUGCCGAGGUACUGGAGUAUCACAAGAAAGCAGAGAUCAAUGAGUCCGUCAAAAAGUGGACUCAGACCUCUUCGACAGUGCAGAAAUGA